Messenger RNA from Diachasma alloeum, 1077 nucleotides. RefSeq lists its product as uncharacterized. The coding region runs from base 1 to 1077 and encodes 358 amino acids. NCBI's taxonomy places the organism in Eukaryota, Metazoa, Arthropoda, Insecta, Hymenoptera, Braconidae. The transcript has a single exon. Gene Ontology annotation, molecular function: nucleic acid binding; zinc ion binding. The record is from RefSeq and is a predicted model, not a curated record.
AUGGCUAGGCCAAGGCAACAAAGCCAUCAGCAUCUCUCGACACCAGUCGUAGUGCGGACGUCUGCAACGCCAUCGCACACCCGUACUCUUUCUGAAACGACGGCGAAGGAAACCGAGGUGGAAGAGUGCGAAACGCUAAUACCUAAUUUCCGCGACACAGUCACCUCUCCCGAGAUGGACGCUAAAUCUUCAAAGAAGCGGAAGGAGCAGGUAGCAACAUCACCGCCCGAAUGGAGAACCCACCUUCCCAAGACGUCGGAGUGGCAGGAAGCCAAAGGGAAGAAGGACAAGAGGAAGAAGCAGCCUACAGAGCAGCUUCCGCAGCAGAGGAAGCAUGCGGCAAGGCCUGACGCGCUGAUCAUCCGCCCAAAGGUCAAAGGGUCAUACUCUGAUAUCCUCAAGCGAAUGAAGCAGGACGCGACAGCCCGUGAGUCCCACCACUGCGUGGAUAAGAUCCGGAAGGCGGCUACGGGAGAUAUGUUGAUCAUCCUCUCGAAGGAGCACAGCGACAAAGCUCCCGGCCUGCAGAACGCCAUCACUGAACUCUUUGGAGAUGAUGCGGAGGUCCUCAGUAAGACACCGGAAGAAGAUGUCGAAAUUAAGGACCUCGAGGAGACAGCAACGAAGGAAGAAAUCCUCGAAGCUUUGCAGAAGGCCGGAGAAAGUUGCGGAAUUUCGCUAAAUGCGAUCAAGUCACUGCGAAAGGCAUACGGAGGUACCCAGACGGCCUGGGUGAGACUGCCAGUCGCGACGACGAAGAAAAUUGUCGGAGAAUACGGCAAGAUUAAGAUCGGGUGGGUAAACUGCCGGAUCAGAAGAGUGGAGAGACCCCUGAAGUGCUUCAAGUGCUGGGAUUUCGGGCAUCUUGCCAAUAAGUGCAAAAACUUGGUUGACCGCUCAAAAAACUGUAUCAAAUGCGGUGAGGGUGGUCAUCUGGUCGCAAAAUGCGAGAAACAUGCCAAAUGCGUCCUUUGCGUCGCAAAGGAUCGCAUGCACAACAGUGCUCAUAUUGCUGGCAGCGGUAAAUGCCCAGCAUACAAGGAGGCACUCCAGGCGUUGACUAAAAAUCGACGAUGA